Lasiosphaeria miniovina is the source of this 840-nucleotide messenger RNA. RefSeq names its product cytochrome oxidase complex assembly protein 1-domain-containing protein. Gene Ontology annotation, cellular component: mitochondrial inner membrane. The record is from RefSeq and is a predicted model, not a curated record. Lineage: Eukaryota; Fungi; Ascomycota; Sordariomycetes; Sordariales; Lasiosphaeriaceae. The coding region runs from base 106 to 840 and encodes 244 amino acids. The transcript is spliced from 2 exons. Gene Ontology annotation, biological process: mitochondrial respiratory chain complex IV assembly.
CCACGGACUACAGAGACGGCAGGCAUUUGCAGCAGGCAUUUGCAGCAGCAGCUCGCCGAUGGCCAAAUCACCACUACCCACAAAAUCCACAAAACCACCACAGCUAUGCUCUCGAGGACAGCACACCCGCGGCGGGCCGGCACUCUGGCAGCCGCGGCGCUACGACGAACAAGCCCAGGCACAGCCCGGCAGGUCCUCUCGCCGCGGACACCGCCAUCCAAUAUACACCUGCAACAGCGCCGCACGCUCGUGUCGGCGCCGCGGCCGGGCGACGGGCCGCUGAUGGAGCGGCGCGCCGACCGCGAGCUGCCGAACAUCGAUGCGACAUCUCACUGGCGCCGGACUCUCCCCGCCUUCCUCGCCAUCCUGGCCCUCUCCUCAGUCGCCAUCUUCAACUACCAGAAACUCUCGUCCCCGGUCGUGUCAUCGACCCUCUACGCUUUACGCACGAACCGCAAAGCGCGCGCAUAUCUAGGUGACGAGAUCUACUUCGCGGACCAGAUCCCCUGGAUCUCGGGGACCAUGAACCAGCUGCACGGGCGGAUCGACAUCCGGUUUGCCGUGCGCGGCACGCGCGGGAGCGGGUGGAUGCGGUUCGCGAGCAGCCGGGCGACGCCGCGCGCGCAGUUCGAGACGCUGGAGUGGAGUCUUGAGACGGUUGAUGGGAAGGUUAUCGAUUUGCUUGAGGGAGAAGACCCGUUUAGAGGGAUUACCGGGCCGGGAGAGGCGGGUUUCGGAGGUGGACGGGAUGUUGCGGAGGAGGACGAUGAUGAGGAGACGCGGGGGUUUAGGCAGAUGGUUACUGUGCAGGUUAGGGAGGGGGAGAGGAAGAAGGAUUGA